CUUCUCUUGUUCUUUUGCUCAGCCACAUUGGGAUUAUCAUCAACAGAGGAUGAGGUUGAGGACCCCUGGUACCACAAAGCAUGCAAGUGUGAUUGCCAGGGAGGAGCCAAUGCUCUGUGGUCUUCGGGAGCUGCCUCUCUAGACUGUAUUCCAGAAUGCCCAUAUCACAAGCCCCUGGGUUUCGAGUCAGGGGAGGUCACACCAGAUCAGAUCACCUGCUCCAAUCCAGAGCAGUAUGUGGGGUGGUAUUCCUCAUGGACAGCAAACAAGGCCCGGCUCAACAGUCAAGGCUUCGGGUGCGCUUGGCUUUCCAAGUAUCAGGAUAGUAGCCAAUGGCUACAGAUAGACUUGAAGGAGAUCAAGGUGAUUUCGGGGAUCCUUACCCAAGGACGCUGUGACAUAGAUGAGUGGAUGACCAAGUACAGCGUGCAGUAUAGGACUGAUGAACGCCUGAACUGGAUUUACUAUAAGGAUCAGACUGGAAAUAAUCGGGUCUUCUAUGGAAACUCGGACCGGAGUUCUACAGUCCAGAAUUUACUGAGGCCCCCCAUCAUUUCCCGCUUCAUCCGACUGAUCCCUCUAGGCUGGCAUGUCCGAAUUGCCAUCCGGAUGGAGCUGCUUGAGUGUGCUAGCAAGUGUGCCUGA
This is a messenger RNA of Onychomys torridus (southern grasshopper mouse), 645 nucleotides long. It is a transcript of the gene Rs1, whose product is annotated as retinoschisin 1. The record is from RefSeq and is a predicted model, not a curated record. NCBI's taxonomy places the organism in Eukaryota, Metazoa, Chordata, Mammalia, Rodentia, Cricetidae. The transcript has 5 exons. The annotation marks the transcript as partial.